GGUGGGGUGGGGCCAGAAAACAUUACAAUGGAGCUGGGAUGGAGGAGGUGUGCCUUUAUUUCAGAUUGUGUCAUUUGAGCAGAGUCUCCCGAAACUGCAGCUGACAGAACGCAGGCUGUGUUAGAUCCCCUGGGUUGUUAAGCUGGCACACCCCGGAGAGUAGGCAACAGAGCCGGCGAGAGAAGCAGCAAAGAGGGGAGGAAACCCCACGCUCAGCCCGUCUUAUCCCUUCAACUUUGGCGUUUGCGGUGGUGAUUGUAACCGGAGGAGGAAGAGCUAGGAGAAACCCCUGAGGGAAAAGAACGAAAGGAGAGGCGAGAAACUCAAUCGAAAAAGGGGUAGCAGUGCGAGUGAAACACCCCCGCACAUGCAAACGCGAAGGCCCAAGGAAGAGGAGAAAAAGGCUGGACCUCGGCAACCUGCUGCUGGGAUUUAGACAAAAGAGGUUUGAGAGAGGCGGGAUCAGAUUCUAAUAUCAGCCUGAGCAGAGAGCCAGCAGCCGGGCUCCGGAAGAUGAAGCGGCCGGAAUUCACAGUGGCUGGAGCAUGUACCAUGGUGAAAGCUCCCAGGGAAAAGUAAGUCUGGGAAGAGACUUGCAGAGCUUGACCAGCUCUGACAUCUCGCCCCUCUUUAAGGCAUGCCUCCGUCCAUGCGUUACCUCUUCAUAGUCUCUGUGACUACUGUUAUCGUUUUUAUUGUGCUCUACGUGUUAAGUUUUGGGGGAGAUCAAAGCUACCAGAAGCUGAACAUCUCAGACUCCGUGAUGCUGACUCAGGUGUGCACAUCCUUUAUCAACGGGAGAAGCCCUUUCCCGUGGAGAAACAAACUAACGAUCCACGAGAAACCUUCUUGCGCAGAAUAUGUGACCCAAAGCCACUAUAUCACAGCCCCUUUAUCUCAGGAAGAGGUCGAAUUUCCUUUGGCGUAUGUCAUGGUUAUCCAUCACAAUUUUGACACCUUUGCAAGGCUCUUCAGGGCUAUCUUCAUGCCUCAGAAUGUCUACUGUGUUCAUGUGGACGAAAAGGCAACCGCUGAAUUCAAAGGCGCAGUGGAACAGUUAGUGAGCUGUUUCCCCAAUGCCUUUAUGGCCUCGAAGAUGGAGCCUGUGGUCUAUGGUGGGAUCUCCCGGCUCCAGGCUGACCUGAACUGCAUCAAGGAUCUGUCCACCUCCGAGGUUCCCUGGAAAUACGCCAUCAACACCUGUGGGCAGGACUUCCCCCUGAAAACCAACAAGGAAAUAGUUCAGUACCUGAAAGGGCUUAAGGGGAAGAACCUCACUCCAGGGGUCCUGCCUCCAGCUCACGCAAUUGGAAGGACCAAGUUCGUCCACCGGGAACACCUGAGCAAAGAGCUUUCCUAUGUGAUCAGAACCACCGCCCUGAAGCCUCCACCUCCCCACAACCUCACCAUUUACUUUGGCUCUGCCUACGUGGCUCUAUCAAGAGAGUUUGUCAACUUUGUUCUCCAUGACCCCCGGGCGGUUGAUUUGCUCCAUUGGUCCAAAGACACGUUCAGUCCUGAUGAGCACUUCUGGGUGACGCUCAAUAGGAUUCCAGGAGUCCCCGGCGCCAUGCCAAACGCAUCCUGGACGGGCAACCUCAGAGCCGUAAAGUGGAUGGAUAUGGAAGAUAAGCAUGGAGGCUGCCAUGGUCACUAUGUACAUGACAUUUGCAUCUAUGGAAACGGAGACUUAAAAUGGCUAAUAAAUUCAGAAAGCCUAUUUGCUAACAAAUUUGAGCUCAACACGUACCCUCUCACCGUGGAAUGCCUGGAACUGCGGCUUCGAGAGAGAACCUUAAACCAGAGUGAAACCGCCAUACAUCCCAGCUGGUAUUUUUGAUAUGCAGCAGCUCUGGCCUAAAGGGAAACCCAAGGCAUAAAGAGGAGCCUUUCUCUCCAAGAGACUCUUGCCCUGGCUGUGCUGAAGGCAUCAAAACCUGCUUUCAGGAAAACGUCAGGACCUGGCUUCACGACUAUGCUUAAAAUAUCCACUGGACACUGUGAUCCAUUGACAGGAUGGCUCUGUGCAGCUGUCCCGCCAUUUUUAGCUAGUC
Molecule: messenger RNA, 2054 nt
Organism: Mesocricetus auratus (golden hamster)
Lineage: Eukaryota; Metazoa; Chordata; Mammalia; Rodentia; Cricetidae
Gene: Gcnt2
Product: glucosaminyl (N-acetyl) transferase 2 (I blood group)
Exons: 3
Coding region: 638-1840 (400 amino acids)
Biological process (GO): transforming growth factor beta receptor signaling pathway
Cellular component (GO): membrane
Molecular function (GO): acetylglucosaminyltransferase activity
Source: RefSeq, a predicted model, not a curated record